AUGGAUGAGAAAAUUUCGACGCGCCUGAGCGACCUAAAAGUGACGGGACUAAAAGCAGAAUUGAAAAAUCGCGAGUUGGAAACAUUCGGUAAGAAGAUUGAAUUAGUAGAGCGACUGGUAAGUGAAGGAUCCGAUCCAGAAACUGAUCUAUUCAAAGACGAGUUUCACACCUUGAUCUCAUCCAAUUCUGCCGAUAUGGAUGAGAAAAUUUCGACGCGCCUGAGCGACCUAAAAGUGACGGGACUAAAAGCAGAAUUGAAAAAUCGCGAGUUGGAAACAUUCGGUAAGAAGAUUGAAUUAUUAGAAAGACUGGUAAGUGAAGGAUCCGAUCCAGAAACUGAUCUAUUCAAAGACGAGUUUCACACCUUGAUCUCAUCCAAUUCUGCCGAUAUGGAUGAGAAAAUUUCGACGCGCCUGAGCGACCUAAAAGUGACGGGACUAAAAGCAGAAUUGAAAAAUCGCGAGUUGGAAACAUUCGGUAAGAAGAUUGAAUUAGUAGAAAGACUGGUAAGUGAAGGAUCCGAUCCAGAAACUGAUCUAUUCAAAGACGAGUUUCACACCUUGAUCUCAUCCAAUUCUGCCGAUAUGGAUGAGAAAAUUUCGACGCGCCUGAGCGACCUAAAAGUGACGGGACUAAAAGCAGAAUUGAAAAAUCGCGAGUUGGAAACAUUCGGUAAGAAGAUUGAAUUAUUAGAAAGACUGGUAAGUGAAGGAUCCGAUCCAGAAACUGAUCUAUUCAAAGACGAGUUUCACACCUUGAUCUCAUCCAAUUCUGCCGAUAUGGAUGAGAAAAUUUCGACGCGCCUGAGCGACCUAAAAGUGACGGGACUAAAAGCAGAAUUGAAAAAUCGCGAGUUGGAAACAUUCGGUAAGAAGAUUGAAUUAUUAGAAAGACUGGUAAGUGAAGGAUCCGAUCCAGAAACUGAUCUAUUCAAAGACGAGUUUCACACCUUGAUCUCAUCCAAUUCUGCCGAUAUGGAUGAGAAAAUUUCGACGCGCCUGAGCGACCUAAAAGUGACGGGACUAAAAGCAGAAUUGAAAAAUCGCGAGUUGGAAACAUUCGGUAAGAAGAUUGAAUUAGUAGAAAGACUGGUAAGUGAAGGAUCCGAUCCAGAAACUGAUCUAUUCAAAGACGAGUUUCACACCUUGAUCUCAUCCAAUUCUGCCGAUAUGGAUGAGAAAAUUUCGACGCGCCUGAGCGACCUAAAAGUGACGGGACUAAAAGCAGAAUUGAAAAAUCGCGAGUUGGAAACAUUCGGUAAGAAGAUUGAAUUAGUAGAGCGACUGGUAAGUGAAGGAUCCGAUCCAGAAACUGAUCUAUUCAAAGACGAGUUUCACACCUUGAUCUCAUCCAAUUCUGCCGAUAUGGACGAAAAGAUUUCGACGCGCCUGAGCGUAUAG
Molecule: messenger RNA, 1401 nt
Organism: Diorhabda sublineata
Lineage: Eukaryota; Metazoa; Arthropoda; Insecta; Coleoptera; Chrysomelidae
Exons: 1
Coding region: 1-1401 (466 amino acids)
Biological process (GO): poly(A)+ mRNA export from nucleus
Cellular component (GO): nucleus
Source: RefSeq, a predicted model, not a curated record